Molecule: messenger RNA, 876 nt
Organism: Daphnia pulicaria
Lineage: Eukaryota; Metazoa; Arthropoda; Branchiopoda; Diplostraca; Daphniidae
Product: collagen alpha-1(I) chain-like
Exons: 3
Coding region: 35-697 (220 amino acids)
Source: RefSeq, a predicted model, not a curated record
CGACAGACAAACCAGAACUCAACCAGCAAGGAAAAUGUUCACUUCUUUGCUCUUCUGCAGUUGUUUGGUCGCCUUUUUGUCCACCGGCUCGGUCAGCACCGCCAACAGCAAGGUGGACCCAACGGCUUAUGCCAAUCUAUUGGCGCUAUUACUUACCGGAAACACGGAAUUGGCAUCACCUGAUGAUAGCCCGUAUCAGCGAAGGCUUCCACAGCAAGCAGCAGCCCCGUCUUUUUAUGGUAAUCCAGUCGUUGACUAUCAGUCGUACUAUCCAAUGUAUCCCACGCAGCAACCAAUGGGCCCGAACAUGUACGAUCAGGGAAUAGUUCAGUACGCAGAUGAAUCAGAGCUUCAGUAUCGCUCAGGAGCAGUCCAUCCUCGUUUCUUUGGACUGAAUUCUUUGUUAAGUUCUUUGAGAGGACCACCUGGUCCUCCAGGUCCCCCAGCUGGAGCAUCGAUCCCAACUGGCCCUCCUGGCCCUCCAGGUCCUCCCGGUAAUGCUGGCGCAGAUGGUAACCCUGGUCCUGAUGGUAACCCCGGUCCCGAUGGAGCUGCAGGUCCUGACGGAAAUCCUGGUCCCGACGGAGCAGCUGGUCCCGAUGGAAAUCCUGGUCCCGACGGAGCAGCUGGUCCCGAUGGAAAUCCUGGUCCAGAUGGCCAACCUGGUCCAGAUGGCCAACCUGCACCUGCACCUUAAGAAAUUUCCUCGAUAUUUUUGUUUUGACUAAAGAACUCCACUUUUAAGAGUGAUGAAAAGCAACCGAAUUUGGUUGACGGUAUUUAUAUUAUUACAGGGUUUGAAGGGAAUGGUGAAACUUACUUAGAAGUUUGUGUUUUCAGUAUUUCAAUUGAAUAAACAGCAUCAGUUAAAAAAUA